Messenger RNA from Eptesicus fuscus (big brown bat), 2446 nucleotides. It is a transcript of the gene DLL3, whose product is annotated as delta like canonical Notch ligand 3. The transcript is spliced from 9 exons. The record is from RefSeq and is a predicted model, not a curated record. NCBI's taxonomy places the organism in Eukaryota, Metazoa, Chordata, Mammalia, Chiroptera, Vespertilionidae. Gene Ontology annotation, molecular function: calcium ion binding; Notch binding. Gene Ontology annotation, biological process: Notch signaling pathway; multicellular organism development. Gene Ontology annotation, cellular component: membrane. Bases 1 to 1791 code for a protein of 596 amino acids.
AUGGUCUGCCCGUGGAUGCCUCAACGCCUGUCCUGGGCGGCGAUCCUGGCGCUGUUCUUCCUUCCCCAGGCGCGGCCGGCAGGCGUUUUCGAGCUUCAGAUUCACUCUUUCCGGCCGGGAUCAGGUCCAGGGGCCCCCAGGUCCCCCUGCAGUGCCGGGGGCCCCUGCCGCCUCUUCUUCAGAGUCUGCCUGAAGCCGGGGAUCCCAGAGGAGGCCGCGGAGUCUCCGUGCGCUGUGGGCGCGGCGCUGAGUGCGCGCGGACCCGUCUACACCAAACAGUCCCGGGCUCCAGCUCCGGACCUGCCGCUGCCCGACGGCCUGAUGCGCCUGCCCUUCCGGGACGCCUGGCCGGGCACCUUCUCUCUCAUCAUUGAAACCUGGAGAGAAGAGUUAGGAGAGCAGGUUGGAGGGCCCGCCUGGAGUCUGCUGGCGCGUGUGGCCGGCCGGCGCCGCCUGGCGGCCGGGGGCCCGUGGGCUCGGGACGUGCAGCGCGCCGGCGCCUGGGAGCUGCGCUUCUCCUACCGAGCGCGCUGCGAGCCGCCGGCCGUCGGGGCCGCGUGUGCGCGCCUCUGCCGCUCGCGCAGUGCCUCCUCGCGGUGCAGCCCGGGACUGCGCCCCUGCGCGCCGGUGGAGGACGAGUGCCAGGCGCAGCCGGCAUGUCGAGCCGGCUGCAGCCCAGAGCACGGUUUCUGUGAGCGGCCUGAUGAAUGUCAAUGCCUGGAGGGCUGGACCGGGCCCCUCUGCACCGUCCCUGUCUCCACCAGCACCUGUCUCAGCUCCAGGGGCCCGUUCUCUGCUGUCACUGGGUGCCUCGCGCCUGGUCCCGGGCCUUGUGAUGGGAAUCCCUGUGCCAACGGGGGCAGCUGUAGUGAGACACCCGGAUCCUUCGCAUGUGCCUGUCCCCGUGGGUUUUAUGGGUUGCAGUGUGAGGUGAGUGGGGUGACAUGUGCGGAUGGACCUUGUUUCAAUGGCGGCUUGUGCGUGGGAGGCACAGACCCGGACUCUGCCUACGUCUGCCACUGCCCACCUGGUUUCCAAGGCUCCAACUGUGAGAAGAGGGUGGACCGGUGCAGCCUGCAGCCAUGCCAAAACGGCGGGCUCUGCCUGGACCUAGGCCACGCCCUGCGCUGCAGCUGCCGCGCCGGCUUCGCGGGCCCCCGCUGCGAGCACGACCUGGACGACUGCGCGGGCCGCGCCUGCGCCAACGGCGGCACGUGCCUGGAGGGCGGCGGCGGGCGGCGCUGCUCCUGCGCGCUGGGCUUCGGCGGUCGCGACUGCCGCGAGCGCGCCGACCCGUGCGCCGCGCGGCCCUGCGCCCACGGCGGCCGCUGCUACGCCCACUUCUCCGGCCUGGUCUGCGCCUGCGCGCCCGGCUACAUGGGCGCGCGCUGCGAGUUUCCCGUUCGCUCCGACGGCGCGGACGACGACGACGACGACGGCAGCGAAGGCGCCUUGCCCGCGGCCCCGCCGGGCCUAAGGCAGGGUGGCCCGCCGCGCGUCCUUUUGCCGCCGGCCUUGGGGCUGCUGGCGGCCGCAGGUUUGGCCGGCGCUGCGCUCUUGCUGGUCCACGUGCGUCGCUGCGGCCCUGGCCGAGGUCCUGGGUCUCGCUUGCUGCCGAGUAGCCCGGAUCCGUCGGUCCUGGCGCUCCCUGAUGCACUCAACAACCUGAGGGCGCGGGAGAGAUCCGGGGAUGACCCGAGCCCGUCAGUAGAUUGGAAUCGCCCUGAAGAUGGAGACUCCAGUGAGAUUUACGUCAUAUCUGCUCCUUCGGUCUAUGCUCGGGAGGCCUGACCUGCUCCUUCUCCAUCAGCGCCUGGAGACAGAGCUUGGAUAUUUUUGUGUUUCCUUGAUGGUGCCCAACCAAUCUCUGCCUGACACUUCGGAGUUCAACCUGGAAGGGGUGACUGGGAGCAUUUUACAGUUGGAAGUACAUCAUGGUCAUUUAUAUCAUUGAGUUUUUUUCUUUCCACUUCUCCAGAGACGUCUAUACUGACUCUUUACUUUGAUCAGCUUUGAUUCAUCAGGCUGCGUGCUUUGUAUCUGGUGUCUGAGCACAUGGUCCACUUUGUUUUCACCCUGGGGCUGAGGCAGCCUCUGGGCAUUAUGGGAAAGGGAAUAGUAAACCAUGUGCUCAGGCUCUCAACACUUCUGCUCACAUUUUGUUGAGUGAAGUCAGUCACAUGGUUAAGCUUGGUAUCUGUGGGGCUGUAAGUAAAUCCUCUUGUGAGGGAGGGAAGUGAAUAGUUUGAAUGGAAUAGAGUCUGCUGCAAUAUAUACCCGGGAGAGACAUUGCCUGGUUAAAGGGCACAGCUACCAAUUUCACCAAGUAUUGACAGAUUGCUUCCUCAGCCCACACUCCCACCACGAUGUACAAGAAUUCCUGGGGAGACUGCCUUUUCUCCGUGUAUACCUUUGCUCUAUUCUAUUUAAAAAGUUUUCCCGUGUA